Oreochromis aureus is the source of this 555-nucleotide messenger RNA. RefSeq names its product von Willebrand factor A domain-containing protein 5A-like. Bases 1 to 555 code for a protein of 184 amino acids. The record is from RefSeq and is a predicted model, not a curated record. NCBI's taxonomy places the organism in Eukaryota, Metazoa, Chordata, Actinopteri, Cichliformes, Cichlidae. The transcript has 6 exons.
AUGAAGCUCAUCGACAAAAUUCCACGAGUGUGCAAAGCAGUACUCAAAGCAAAGGAUGGAUAUUUUGAAGAAUUUCCUCUGAAGAGCACUGAGGUGGAGCUGGAGGUGAGGGACCAUGUGGCUACAGUGGUCUCCACUCUGAACUACGAGAACAAGGAGGACAAACCAUUAGAGGCUGUUUUUGUCUUCCCUCUGCCUGGAGAUGCUGCUGUCUGUCAUUUCAGUGCUCAGACUGGACAGACACAGAUUGUAGCUGAGGUGAAGGAGAAACAGGAGGCUCGUGAGGAGUAUGAUGAUGCUCUGAGCUCCGGUCAGCAGGCCUUCCUAUUGGAGGAGAGUGAUGAGAGUCCAGAUAUAUUCUCUCUGAGUGUGGGCAGUCUGCCUCCAGGAGAGAGCGCCUCCAUCAGGUUGGAGUACGUCACUGAGCUGGCUGUGCAGGCUGAUGAUGGUCUGAGAUUCUGUCUGCCUGCUGUGCUCAACCCUGUAGUGAAGGUGCAGCUGUUUGUCUUUACUGACGAGAGGUGGGGAACACCAAAGAAGUCAUCGAUCUGGUGA